This is a messenger RNA of Pichia membranifaciens NRRL Y-2026, 1704 nucleotides long. RefSeq lists its product as hypothetical. Gene Ontology annotation, molecular function: protein serine/threonine phosphatase inhibitor activity. Gene Ontology annotation, biological process: regulation of mitotic metaphase/anaphase transition; cellular response to glucose starvation. Bases 1 to 1704 code for a protein of 567 amino acids. The record is from RefSeq and is a predicted model, not a curated record. NCBI's taxonomy places the organism in Eukaryota, Fungi, Ascomycota, Pichiomycetes, Pichiales, Pichiaceae. The transcript has a single exon.
AUGUCUCCAGCCAUGCGGGCCCCAAACUCCCCAAAACAACCAGCAAGGCAGACCUCCAUAGUCGAAAUGCUUUCCAGCCCUCCUCCCUUGGACACAGAGUUCAUCUCGAGCCUGGACAUCUCUGUUCCCCGCUCCCCAGCCUCCUCCAGCAUCUCAUCAGUGUUACUUUCGUCAAAUAAUACAGGCAGCAAUAACGUGAAUCCGGGUACCACCCAUGCGCACAACAGCUCCAACCACAGUAGCGCAAGCAAUAGUACUCGCAACAGCACUGGCAACACCCCAGCUGCCGAACCGGCAAGCAUACUGAUGGACGAAAACGCCGUUGAUGAAAGCCUGUUGCUCAACAACGAUAGUCUGACAAACCUAAGCUUGAACACUAGUGACUUCCCAGGCGACUCGAACAUCACAAUUUCAAGAAACCCUUCCAUGUCCUCGAAUUUUUCACAAUAUUUGAAUGGCGCCUCAUUAGAAUGGCAAGAUAUCAAGUUGAGCGAGCUUGUUGAAAAGAACAAGUUGAUUGUCAUCAACUCCACCGUCUCUGUCGAGCAAGCUUUCGAUACCCUUGUUACAAACGGUUUAACAUCGGUCCCUGUCGAAGAAUUCCCAAACGAUUUGAACUGUUUGACCUUCGACUAUACAGAUCUAAAUGCUUACCUAUUGUUGGUGUUGAACAAAAUUAGAAUAGAAAAUCUGAAAAACAUGGAUUACAAUCCAAAACAGGAUGUUCCAAAAUUAAUCAAGAAGGCCCAAGUUGGUGAACAAGUUCCUGUCUCAUUUGUCAUCCGCUUAACAAACAAAAACCCAUUCAUAAAAUUAACCGAAACUGAUACUUUAUCAUCUGUCGUAGAAAUCCUCGGAACUGGAGUCCAUAGAGUCGCAAUCAUAAAUGAAAACAAACUAAGUGGUAUCCUUUCCCAAAGACGUUUGGUCAAGUUCUUGUGGGAUAACGCACGCCGUUUCCCCUCAAUGGAGCCUUUGUUAUCCUCUUCCAUUAGUACGUUACACAUUGGAUCCCAAAACCCAAUCUCAAUAUAUGGUGACCAACCUUUGAUCGAGGCUUUGAUGACAAUGCACAACUUGAAAAUGUCUUCCUUGGCUGUUGUCGACCGUAACUCUCACCUUUUGGGUAAUAUCAGUGUGACAGACGUCAGACUGGUCUCUACCACUUCCAAGUCGGAUUUAUUAUACAAAUCUUGUCUACACUUCAUCUCUGUCAUAUUGAACUCUAGAGGUUUGGAAAAUGGUAAAGAUUCUUUCCCUAUUUUCCAUGUCACCUCGUCCACUUCCUUAGGUAGAGCAAUUGCUAAAAUGGUUGCAACGAAAAGUCAUCGUCUGUGGAUAGUCAAGCCUGACUCCUCUUCAAAUUCCUCAACUCCAACAACUCCAGAUUCUCCUCACACUCAUAUGCACCCGCAUUCCCAUCCUCACCUGCAUUCUCACGUUCACUCACACCAUGCCUCGACAAUAGAAGAUGAUGUUCACGCUAGUGGUCAAUUGGUGGGAGUUUUAUCACUCACAGAUAUACUUUCUUUGUUUGCAAAGACUUUGGGUAAAGCACAUGUCGAACCAAACAUGGCACGAAAACAACGUAGGAGAUCAAGUUCAGGCGUCGCUAGCAUCAGCACUAAUGGAAGUCUGGAAAUGUUUCGCAGAAGCAUAUCCGAACAAAGCUCGGCAGAGAAAACCUCAACUGGUGGUAGAUGA